Molecule: messenger RNA, 900 nt
Organism: Strongylocentrotus purpuratus (purple sea urchin)
Lineage: Eukaryota; Metazoa; Echinodermata; Echinoidea; Camarodonta; Strongylocentrotidae
Product: E3 ubiquitin-protein ligase TRIM21-like
Exons: 1
Coding region: 1-900 (299 amino acids)
Molecular function (GO): zinc ion binding
Source: RefSeq, a predicted model, not a curated record
AUGGCUUCUGAAUUGAGCUCUGUAGAGGGCGUCUGUGAAGGAGACGAGUGUAAGGCGAAUACAGAUCUGACUUUCUAUGUGAAGGAGAAGAAGAAGCUCUGCCAUGACUGCGCCUCCAAAAAGGAAUGCUUCGGACCAAGAAAGGGUGGGCCUAAUCUGUAUUGUGAGAAACAUGGUAAAGAUAUUGAUUUGUAUUGCAAAACACAUGGCGUAGCUUUAUGUGUUUCAUGCGCUAUGAUAGAUCACGUUGAAAAGCCGUGCAUGCGACAGGAUAUAGAUGAUGCAAUCAUGGACAAUAAAGCAAAGCUCAACAUUCUGAAGGAAAAGGCGAUGGAGAAGUUACAGUUAUGUCGAGUCCAUGGAAAGCACAUUAGUCAGUGUAGACAAUCCGCAGACGAACAUCUGCAAAGUAUCAAAGAUGAGGUGGAUUCCGUAAUAGAAAAGGCGAUUGCAAGAGACAAAGUCAGGGAACAGGAGGAUGCUGCUAAAAUCGACCAGGAGAUUGAUGGGAAAAACCAAAAACUCAAAGAAGAGAUUCGAAAGAACAAUGAGGAGAGAAACAAGCGACAUGAUGAAAACAAAACAAAUGCAGAGAAAAGACAAGAACCAAUAGAUAAUAAACAUCGCGAUCUCUAUGCUGACAUUCAGAACAUCGCUCAAGAGAUCGAGAGAAAGAUUGGCGAGUUGGAGAAAUCAUGGCAAGAUGACACAAAAACUACAGAGAAUGCAAACCAGACACUUGACACAGUACUCGUAGACGAUCAAAACAUUGUCAAAGACGGGCAUCGUGUGAAUACAUCAGUGAGUGAUGAACUUAAAAAGCCACUGAAUGAGGGUGAGGUGAAAGAAAUCAAUCGUGUUGUAUCAUGUGUGAGGUUUGUGAAGGGUGUUGGGAGGUAG